UCGUAUUUGGGGCGGAACCGGAGCAGUACGCGCCUGCGCAGUGCAGUGUUUUGAUCGUUAGCAUUAGCAACAUGUCUGCCUCCAUGGUGAGGGCGACCGUCCGAGCGGUCAGCAAGAGAAAGAUCCUGGCGACCAGAGCCGCGCUCACGCUGACUCCAGCAGCUGUGAACAAGAUCAGAGUGUUGUUACAGGACAAGCCGGAAUAUAUCGGUUUGAAGGUUGGAGUGAGAACCCGUGGUUGUAAUGGACUGACCUACACACUGGACUACACCAAGGAGAAAGACAAGUCUGAUGAGGAAGUGCUGCAGGAUGGAGUGAGAGUGUUCAUAGAGAAGAAGGCUCAGCUGACUCUCCUGGGAACUGAGAUGGACUUUGUGCAUUCAAAGCUGUCCAGUGAAUUUGUCUUCAACAACCCCAACAUCAAGGGCACGUGUGGCUGUGGAGAGAGCUUCAACAUGUGAGCAUCAUCACGGAGCCUCCGUCCUCCCGCACCACCCCUGCUCCAAAGCUUUCCCCAUCCGUAAAGACUGAGAGACUGAAUGUUGACAAGGAAGUUAGACACGAGGAAAUCUUUUGAGAUGUGGACGUGCCUCCUUUUCCGCUUCUCCCCCUGCAGCCCACACACUGGUUUGAAGCCCAUGUAUGCAUCUCCAUGAUCAGAGGAAGGUUUCAACACAAUAUGUGUUGUUAAAAAACAUCUCAGCAUAACUGAUUUUAGUUUCAGGAACCUUUUGAUGUCAGUGUUUUAGUUCUUGGAUCUACAUUUAAAAAAAGAAGUGUUUUUUUAUUUAGCAACUGUCUGCCAUUUCACACUUAUACGCACAUUAUUUUUAAUAAGUAAAUCUCAGCGGGACUUGUAUGCAGGAGGAAAUGCUCACUGAGGUGAAGAGUUGAUCAGGUUUAACUUGGUAGAUAUAAAAGGAUUGACCAUGAUACUAUUAAAGGAGACGUGUUAUGCUUUUUAGGUUUAUUUUUCCCUCAGCGUGUUCAUGCAGGAGUUUUGUAAAAGAUCUGCACCGUUAAAAAGCUCUAAGUCUGCGAUGAACACUGAAAACAUGCCUCAUCAGCAGUCCUGUGAUGUCGUGUCACAGUCACCUGCAUUCGCAUAAUGCUCCUAGCAGCUAGUUUUGCUCUGCCCUGCUAACACAACCAAGUAAAAGGAGACAGUUCUUACAUGCUGGAGGUUGUUGACCAAUCAGAGCAGACCUGGCUUUAUCCAGAGGGGGGGCUUAAAGUGACAGAGGCUGAAGAGAGGAGCUGCUUUAAUGAACAGCAGGAGAACAGUGAAGUGUUUCAUGAACAUUAGAGAAUAUAAACCAUGUCAAGAAAUGACACAUUCAAUUAUAAACCUAAACCAGAGCGUCAUAUGUCUCCAUUAGGCUGAAAUCUAACCAUCAAUAUCUACAUCAGCUGACAAACAGCUUGCUAAACAUGGGUGUAAGAGGGCGUGCCACUCUUCAGUGUCACAUACCGGCAGAAUACAAACUUGGAGUUUGAGUGUCUUGAAACUGCUUUAUCAGUUUGUAUAUUCUUUGAAAUGUUUAAGUGUAUAUUUAUCUCUAUGUAAAGAAUGUAAAUCUCCCUUGAACCACACAAACACGCACACACAAGAAAAAGUAACGCACAAAACAUGUAUCCCUCACGUAUGAGGUUCCUUUUUGCUUGAAUAAAGCCUGGAACUUGUGUAAGUGUAGACUGUGCAAUAGGUCUGUAAAUAUGAAAUAAUAAAAGGCUGUUCUAUGCAA
Paralichthys olivaceus (Japanese flounder) is the source of this 1745-nucleotide messenger RNA. RefSeq names its product iron-sulfur cluster assembly 1 (gene isca1). Gene Ontology annotation, molecular function: 2 iron, 2 sulfur cluster binding. Lineage: Eukaryota; Metazoa; Chordata; Actinopteri; Pleuronectiformes; Paralichthyidae. The record is from RefSeq and is a predicted model, not a curated record. Gene Ontology annotation, cellular component: mitochondrion; cytoplasm. Gene Ontology annotation, biological process: iron-sulfur cluster assembly.